Molecule: messenger RNA, 2285 nt
Organism: Aureobasidium vineae
Lineage: Eukaryota; Fungi; Ascomycota; Dothideomycetes; Dothideales; Saccotheciaceae
Source: the annotation of a GenBank genome assembly
UCAUGGCGCCUGUGAAGAGACCUCACGAUGUCAUCUCCAUCCACUCAGAUCAUAGUGAGGACCACUUGGAGAGAUUCGGACGACCACACAAGAUGGCACGCCAUAACGAAGCGCAUCUGGCACCAAACUACGACCUGGACGACUGGAUUGCGCAGAACAACAUGCAAGGACCUAUCCAUACUGGUCCAGUCAAGGACGAGCCCAAUUCUGUCCUACAGGCUCAACCAGGCGCAUUCGCAGCUAUCCCUCAAUUCAUGCAGAGCAGCGACCACGACUUUGGCCCACCCUUCGAGUACAACUUUAACGAUCUUCCACUCUCUUACGAGGAGGCUCCUGAUGCUCGAGACGAUCCCAUUUUGAUCACUGACACUGCGCCGACCCCUGAGCGCAGCCAGCUCGACCAAGUUCUCGAUAUCGUACCCGAUGUUGCGCAUGAUCAUGUCACCGAGUUACUCAACACUCAUUACAACAAUCUCCAGCAAGUCCUGGACAUCCUACUGGACGGCAAAUAUCCCAAGGAAAGUGAGAGACGCGCUGCGGAAGAAGCUGCCAGACAAGCAGCACUGCAUGACCAGAAAGUGGCCGAAGAAGCCGAGAAGGAAAAGUUGCUCAAUCCUGACUGCACUUUCUCGGGCAAGAUGAAGGAUGCUAUGGAAGUCCAGAAGGACAAAAAGCAUCUCUAUCCUACCUACAUGGCUCUCAAUGAGGCAAAGCAUACCGAGCCUUGUCCAUACGGUAAGACUCCCUGGAGACCACUCAAGGACGUCAACUUCGAUCUUCUCCAAGCCACCAGAUCGCACAAGGCCAAUAUCCCUAUGAUCAAGGAACAGUUCGAGUCUGCCAGGAAGGCUGCCAUUGAAUCGAAUUGUCAGCGCCGUAAAAGCAUCGCACAGAAAAUCAAAGACGAAAUCAAGGCCGCCGAAAGAGCCCGCGAGGAAGAGUUGGCCCUGGAGCACGCCAAAGCCAGUGGUACCAUCGUCGAGUGUGCUGCUUGUUAUGAUGAGUACGCUCCCAACCAAGUCGUCACGUGCGGUUCAGCAGAUAAGCACCCCCUUGUCUGUCCUGGUGGUUGCGAUGGCACAUUCGCUGAACCUCAACUUCGCCUCGUACCAAACACCGAUAAACUUACGGACAAACUCAUGCGCCUCCGUCAGGAGCACGAUCUUCGCACUGCAGGUAUUGACGAUGUCGAGAGCUGCCCCUUCUGCGACUUCAAGACUGUGUGCUUGCCUGUUGACAUCGAUUUUGAGUUCCACUGCCAAUCACCAACCUGCAACAUCACCAGCUGUCGCAAGUGCAAGGAGAAGACGCAUAUUCCUGAUUCUUGCGAGGAGAAUCAGCGCAAGCGCGACAAAGACAACGCUCUCAGCCACCGUCACAGAAUCGAAGAAGCCAGAAGCAAGGCCCUCAUCCGCAACUGCAACAAGUGCAACCAAGCUUUCAUCAAAAGCGACGGCUGUAACAAAAUCACCUGCAGUCAUUGCGGCAACCUGCAGUGUUAUCUUUGUGGUGUGGACGUGACUGCUAACUACGCUCACUUCCAUGCAGCGGACUCAAAGUGCAUCUUACAUGAUGGGGAGUUCACCCUCGAGGCCAGACACGCACAAGAGGUCAAGGUGGCCGCCGAGACUGCACAGGCAGAGGUUUUGCGAGAGCAUCCCGAGAUUGACGCAGAGGAUCUCGCCAUCGAGACUGCUGCCAAAGCACAAGAGCCAAAGCGUAACGAUAUGCUGCAAAUGGUGGUCGAUGCAGGAGAUGUGGCUCGUGAUCGCCGUCGUCGAGUCCUGCCACCUGUUCAAGCUGCUGAGAUGCCAGGUGUUGAUCAGUUUCUUGUCCCUCGUAAUCAACCACCUCUUAUAGCUGGUGGAUACAGAGCCGCUUUGGAUCCCCCUGCCGCUGUCCGGGCUGCAAGACACCGUCCAGCCGCGAUCCCCGCCUACAACCCCAACGCACAACAACCCGCCCCAGCUCUCCUCGGAUUCCAAGAUCCUGCCCUCGGUCAAUUCGACUUCGACUUUGACGCUCAAGCAGGCGCAAACAUUCCCGGACGCGAUCAUAACUACCACAACGGAGACUGGCAUCAGGGAUUCCACCUAGGAAAUGUCAACGCUCUUGAUUUUGAGCAUUUCAUGUUGAACAACCAUGUUCAACAGCCUCAGGUCAACAUGGCUCCUCCAUUCCCCGGUCCAGCCUUGGCCCCGGCCCCUGGUGCUCAUAAUGUCAACAACCAGGGCAACAACUUCAUAGGCCGUGUUUACGACAGGGGCUUUGAUGCUGGCUAUUGG